Molecule: messenger RNA, 592 nt
Organism: Salvia splendens (bonfire salvia)
Lineage: Eukaryota; Viridiplantae; Streptophyta; Magnoliopsida; Lamiales; Lamiaceae
Product: peptidyl-prolyl cis-trans isomerase FKBP12
Exons: 4
Coding region: 91-429 (112 amino acids)
Cellular component (GO): cytoplasm
Molecular function (GO): peptidyl-prolyl cis-trans isomerase activity
Source: RefSeq, a predicted model, not a curated record
ACAUUCGUUACACUAAACAGUGAAAAGCAAAACCCUAGAUAAAGCCAAAAGGGGUCGAAACUGCAGCAAUCUUCCUCACCAAUCUCAGCUAUGGGAAUUGACAAGGAAUUGAUCAGGCAAGGCAAUGGCCCCAAGCCCACACCCGGCCAAACCGUCACCGUUCACUGCACCGGUUUUGGCAAAAACCGAGAUCUCAACCUAAAGUUCUGGAGCACCAAGGAUGCAGGGCAGAAGCCUUUCACUUUUCAGAUUGGGAAAGGCAAUGUUAUUAAAGGAUGGGAUGAAGGAGUGCUGGGAAUGCAGUUGGGAGAAAUUGCUAAACUGAAAUGCUCUCCUGACUACGCGUAUGGCAGUGGUGGAUUCCCAGCAUGGGGCAUUCAGCCGAACUCAGUUCUGGUUUUUGAGAUCGAAGUUCUCAGCAUCGAGUAAAUCACACUUCUUAAUCUAUGUUGUGGAAGAAAACAUAGCAUAUAUUAAUGCUUAUCAAACAUGUUCUACUUGGAUGCUUUGCUACUUAUAUUAUGCAUGAAUAAACCUUGAACCAUGAGCAUUCCUCAUCGACAUUGGGAUUUACAGUUUCACAUUUGUCUUA